AUGGGCAUCGUCAAUCCACUCGACGCCCUCAUCCUCCCCUUCAUCUUCCUCUUCACGCUCCCCGUCGCCUUCGUCGCAACACUGACUACCAUUAUCUCCAUCUCCAUCCUCUUUCUGCGCGUGCUAGUCGUCUAUGUGGAACUAGCCCUUGCCGUCAUCCCCUCCUAUAUCCUGGGCGAGCACUCUCCAUCCAACCCCCAUAUCCUCCCACGCCCAAAAUCUUUCUCGACGCUUUAUCCCCAUUCCCAUUCCAAUCCUUACCCUCAUCCUCACUCGCACCCCCACUCCCCCUACACAAGCCGCCGCAAACACCGCCGCAGCAGCACCAGCAGCACCCUCUCGGCCGCUGGCAGCAUCACGCCCAUCUCAGGAGACGCUGGCAUCGGACUCGGACUAAGCCAAAACCAGAACUCAGCCCCGAACCAAAGUCAAAGCCAGGGCCCAAGUCAGAGCAUUGGGAUAAACCCAGCGCGCGACUACGAAGGCGUUGGGGGCUGGCGCCUCGACAACAACCCUAGCGAUGACGACGGCCUCUGGACGAAUAUCAACUCGCGGCUGGAGCUGCCGGCAGACUUUGGGAGGCGGCAUUCGCAACAGCAACAGCACCAGCGGAGUCGGAGUGGUGGGAGCGUGAAUGGCAUGAAUACGGGGAGAGUGAGGACGUCGCCAGGUCUGGGUUUUGGCAGUGGAAGCGGGAAUGGGAGUGGGCAUGGGGAGGCAGGGAAUUUUGCGGAUGGGGGGUUCCUGCAGCAGCAGAUGGCGAUGAUGAUUCCUGGGGGGAAGGGGAGGAGAGGGAGUGUGGCGGGUAUGAGUACGGGGAGUAGUACUAGUUCGAAGGGGAGCUGGACGGGGGGCAUGGUUAUGAAGGGAAGAUAG
Molecule: messenger RNA, 876 nt
Organism: Drepanopeziza brunnea f. sp. 'multigermtubi' MB_m1
Lineage: Eukaryota; Fungi; Ascomycota; Leotiomycetes; Helotiales; Drepanopezizaceae
Source: RefSeq, a predicted model, not a curated record